UGACAGCAAAUAUUUAACUAUUGUAGCGUGUGUAGUUAAAUUUAUAUAAAUACUGGCAAUAAUUUAAUAAAACGUCAAAAGUAAUUUAUUUAUUAAUAUGGCGUUUGUGCUUUGUGUUGUUAGUGCGAUAACUGUCACGGUCGGCUAAUAACAUGAAGGUUAGCCGUUGAAGUUGCUCUGAAUAUAAUCGUAGAAAGUUAGUUUUUACAUAGUAGGUACAUGGUGCUUCAAAAGUCACAAAAUGUCCUUCGAGGAGGGCCCGCUGUACUACAGGGAGAUACAAAAGAAUGCAUACCUCAAAAGGGUACCCAAUGAAACUACGGGCAGUAAACUUUUGCAGCUCGGUCAGAAGAAAGUGUCACUGAAGCCGAUGUGGACACUGUUCUGUAUCCACAACGGGCGCACGCCGUACCUGGAGCAGUACACGGCGGCCGCGUGCCCGCACACGCUGGCGCACCGGCCCGUGUGGGCCGCGUGUCUGCGUCGCGCGCGCCACGUCACAGCCUCCGCCUCCGCCGAGUGCGACUUCCGCGUGCACACUGACACUGAGGCGGUCACCAUGCGGGCCAGCGAUUGGGAGACAAUGCAGGAUUGGGUGACAACCUUACGAACGAAGCUGCAGGAACUGAAAAUAUUGUCCUCGGGCGAGAACGUGUACUGUUCAGCGCCCGCGGCGCCGCUGCCCCGCGCGCCCGCACGCGACCCCACCAGCCCGCUGCCGCCCACCCCUCCGGUCCCGCCAGAUAGAGUGCCAGGCAUAGAACUGAUACCGCCCCGCCCCCCACCAGAGGAGCAGAACCCCCCGGAUCAACCACAACCACCACAACCCGUGGACAUCUCCAACUGGGAGGAGGACCCCCAGCCCAGUACGAGUACCACAACAGAACAACCACAAAGUGUUGCAAAGAUCUGCGGGCAGAAUAUAUGUCUCGAUGACUCCAUAUUGAGGAGAAGGGACACCGAGGAUUUCUUCGACGAUGAUGAGGAAAGUGAGGAAUACAAGCAGACGGUGAAGGUUAAAGAAGCGAAUGAGGAUAUAGCUACGUGUGAAAAAGAACCGCAAGCAACUAACAUCACUGUGAUCCAAGUAUCGAAUAAAAAUCCACCUCACACAGCGAUCCCUGUGCUUGGACCAGAAACAGAUGUCUUCACCUUUGAUUUCAACGAGAAAGUCAACUUGACAGUCAACGAUAACGUAACGAUCCAACCGGACAACAGUUUUGUUAACAUUGUUAACACCGAAGACCGAUAUGGUGCUAUUUUCAACGAUGGAGACUACGGACAUUUGAGUCUGACUACAACUGUUAAUCUAACCGACGAUUCCACAGUCAAUUUAACGAACAAUUCAACGGUUAAACUAACCAACGAUCCAAACAAUAUUGACACAAAUCAAAGCGAAGAAACAAAAUCUCAAGAAGGUGUAUACGAAAGAUUAUGUAUGGCAUCAACUUCGAACGAAAACGUUGUGUCUCGAUUAAAACAUGCGGAGAAAGUUAGGAAAUCUUCUUUACCAAAUUUGGACACAGCGAACGAAUCUACAUACGAAUAUUUAUAUCCUAAUAAUAAUGUCACUACAAAUAGACAUGAGGAAAUUGUCAACAGUAGAACAACUAAUGGGGAUAGACAAGAUAGAACAGUGAAUGUGGUGUGUUGUAAUAGUGAUGUGCGAGUGCGGACAAAUAUCGAAAGAUCUCAGAGUCAAAACGCGUAUGACAGUGGCGAUAGAGUGAGGGAGAUGCUUAUAAGGCCUAGUAUGAGUCCAAAAAGGGAUGGCAAUAAAACUGACAAAUCGGAUUCAUCACCAGCCAAGCCGAUAUGGAAGCGAGGCCUGACAGAGUUUUCACUGUUGACAAAAUUAAGAAUAGGCGGCAGGAGACACGACAGCCCCACAAGACAGGAACCGACAACGGAUAGUUCCCGCGCCAUUACAUCCCCGGAGAAGGUGGUUCGCAGAUCACGACCUGAAGGAAGAAUUGACGGCGCCAGGAGAAGAAGUAGCUCUCUGAAUAACGGUGAAAUGUCACCAGUCCCCCUCCCGCCGCCGCCGCCGCCGCCGCCGCCGCCGCAGCUGCAGCCGCUGCGCGCGCGGCAGGCGGCGGCGCUGCGCGCGGAGCAGCGACGCGGCUCCGCUGUCGCCGCUUCCGUCUCCGUCCGGGAUCCGCCCGCGUUCGUCGACUAUGAACAUCAAGUAUGGAUAUGUUGUUGGGGUAACGCGGGGCGGAGUGUAUGCGGCAGGGCGGGGGACCGCGUGGCGGCUGUGGGCAGGUUGACACCGAGGAGCGCCCAGCACGCGGCACUCUUGUUGAAACAGGACCGCACUCUGAGGGUGGACAUAUUGUUCCAUCGGGUGCCGUUGGGGAAAAUAUAUGUUAUAAAUAGGAGGGAUAACGAAAAUAUAGGCAUAAAGCUGGACGGCGAGUGUAACAUAGUGCGGGUGAGCCGCGGGUCCCCGGGCUGGGCCGCGGGCGUGCGCGCGGGCCGCGGCGCCGUCACGGAGGUCAACAACCGCCCGCUCAACUUGCUCAAGGGCGGCGAGGAGGAGAUGCAUCGGCUCAGUAUGCACGGAAGCGAAGUUUCCAUUCUGAUACAGCCGUCAACUCUAGUCAAGAAAAUACGAUCAGCUCUCAAAGCUAACAAGUUUCAUAUACGGUAAAUUUAUCCCACUUACAUUAUAAACACGAAAGUGUAUGUUUGUACUCUUUCACGCAAAAUCUACUGGACCGAUUGUUAUGAAAUUUGGUACGCGGGUGGAAUAUAACUUGGAAUAACAGUACAGUUCUUUUUAUCCCGUAACUCUCACAGGAGCGCGAAGCCCCGUGGCGCAGUUAGUAAUAUUAUAAACUAGUGGCCGUUCCCGACUUCGCUCGGGUAAAAACAUAAUAAAUUAUACGGCUAAACCUUCCUCAGGAACCACACUAUCUAUUGGUGAAAACCGCAUGGAAAUCCGUGCAGUAGUUUUUGAGCGGUUAUCCACAGUUUACAGAAUCACUCUCUUCAUCGAAAGCAAGUUGCGUCGAAAACUUUUCUUGGUUUCUCAAAAUCUAGAUAAGUUUGAAUGAAAACAAUCGGUGUAUUCAGUUCUGCUUGACAUCAUUAGGUUAUGUAGAAACAUUUAAUUAACACAUUAGGUUUAAUUAACUUGAGAUAUAAAAAAAAAUUCGGCGAAACGUGCUUUUGAUGAAGAGAGCGAGAGAGUUUGAUGGAGAGAGUGAUUGUGUGAAGUGUGGACACCCUGUUUUUUUUAGUUUAUCGCGAACAGACAGACAGACGCGACAGAGGACUUUGUUUUAUUAUAUGUAAUGUUUCGGGCGCCUAAAUUCCCUCGGGAACAGCUUUUUCUUCGUGGGAUUGGGAUAGUUAGCGCGUUAAAAUACACACAGCGCCAUCUAGUGUUUUUUAUUGCAAAAUCGUAAAAUGUAUAUUUAGCGCCACCUACAAUUGAAUACAGGUUUUUCGCAAAUCCAACGGGAACAAUAGUUUUUUUACAGGUUGAAAGUCACCCCUCAUCCUUCUCCAUACUCUUAAUUACAUAUAUAAAUUUCAAGAAGAUUGGUUGAGUAGAUAACGCGUGAGGAGGUAACAAACAAACAUAUUUUAAUUUUAUUUUCGUAUUUUUAAUAUUGGAAAGUAAGUUUGUUACUUCUUCAAGCUCUAUCUACUCAACCAAUCAGAAAUGUUGUUUGGAGAAGGACAUGCCGGAAAAAUAACUGCCCCCGUGGGCAAUCACGCGGGCGAUGCCGCGGGCAAAAUCUAGCUACCGAUAAUCUUUCUUUUCGUGCGUGUUACUGCUAACAUUGGUGUCAGGUUUUAAUCAAAUGUAUGAUAUUGUAAAUCAUAUAUACAUUACAACACUUAGUAUAUAUAUAUAUUUUUUUUUUUUGGACGGAACAUGGUUUUUGGAUGUGUUGACAUUUUAAAAUAUAGUAAGCAUUAUUGAGUGUAAUGGUGUUGUUAAAUACGCAGCUUUUUAUAUAUAAUACGUAUACACUUUUAUAUUCUUUAUACAAUAUAAAAUAGGAAGAAUUUUAUACAUGGACUAAACUUUUCUGAAUUUCUACAUUUUUUUAAUGGUAUUCGAAGAGUUAAAUUGUGUAACGUAUAUUUUUUUUUUCAUUUGCAACUUAAAUUAUUCUAAUUUUAACCAAUUUCAAAUAACUAGAGGUUCUCAAUUAAUUGAAGCUUAAUAAUUAAUUAAUAAAGCCAAAUUGCUGGCGAAUAAUUUAGUCAGCACCGCUGACUAUUUACAUAAAAUUACUUAUUUAGUCAGCAUUGCCGACCAAAGGUUUUUGUUUAUACACCGAGUGUGUGUUGCUAAAAUAAAUUAUUUUUUAAUAAUAUAGUUCAUAACGUCCACAGCAAAUAUUGCCCCAAUAUUUUGUUAACGUAUUCAAAUCAUAUAUUUACAUAAUAAUAAAUCAAAAUAUUCGCUAAUUUAUAAGGCUUUUUCAUGGAUAUGGGCAUCUGUAAAUUAUUUGGUAUAUUUAUAUGUCCGUACCUCGUAAAAUUGAGAAUUUGCCAACAUAUGCCUAUGUGUUGAGUCCUUAGGAAAAUAUUUCGUGAAAAAAUAUUUACUAUUAAACAAUAUAAACCCAAUUCACUUACUGAUAAUGACGUAGAAUUUUGUUAUGAAUAAUGAAAAAAUCUUGAGUGACGUCUUAGGAAUAUAUUGUGUUCAAAAAGUGACCUUAUUUUACUUGGAUACAACUAAAGCCACAGAAAUGGCUGUCCUCCAUAGUGUCAACGUUUGUAUUAUUAACACUUUUGCUAUGUUAGUUUUAAGCUUCGAACAUGUAAUUUUUUUUUAUAAAUUGUAUGUUUGUUAUAGUCAAAUGUGAAAUAUGUUCUCGAUUUCCUGCUAUAUGGGUGUGAUUUUUUUAUUAUAAAAAACUGAAAACCUAGACUAGACGUAUGAGAUAAAGAUAUUAACCGCUUUGUCUCGUGUAUUUCUAAUACGCGUUUCUCUAUCUUGUAUGAGCGAAACGAAACAUAUGAUGUCUACAGUUUUCUCUGUCUAGCGCUUAUUGUAUUACAAAGAUAUGAGUUAUAAUUACACACAUCCGGGGACAAAUGGCUGUAGGUUUUCAUUGUCAUUUUUUGAUCGUGUAACACCCUACACAUCAUCUACGCUUCCCGUCAGGUUAGAUUGAGAGAUACCGCACUGUGAGAUCUAAUUACUAAUAAAUAAAUAAAUGAAUUUUAUAUUAGAAAGUGACUACCGUAGAGUGAUUUAUAAGUGAACUUUGUAGUAAUAAGCAGCUUUUUAGAUACAUUUACACUAUCGCGUAUACAUAUUAUGCUAAUAACAUAUCAUGUGAUUUUUCUAGUACAUUUUCCAAUUUUAUAAUUAUAUAUAUACAAUAUGUACCAAUUUUUUGUAGAAUUAAAUAUGUAUUUAAAAAAAAACAUUUUGUAUUAAUUUACGAAAAAUAGAACAUAAAAAUUACAAAUGAUUGUCUUUUUUUUACGUAAACGAAAACUUUUGAAAAGCUCAAUUUUAAUUAGAGUACAACUGUUGAAAGGAUUGAUAGCGACGAAAUUUUGAUAAAUUUUUUUAAUGUGUAAAAUUCAGAUAUUGGAUUGUAUAUUUUUCAAAAAAUAUAUUAAAUUGAACAGACCUUAACACAGUACAAGGCAUCGUCGAUUUGUUUUUAAAAGUCACAUUUAAAAUAUUUACGCAUGUAAUUUUAGACCAUGUACAUCUGAAUUAAAUUUUCAAACAAUUAAACAAUAAUAAUUUACAAGGUAACAAAAAUAAUAUGUUAGUGGUUAUAAUUUCGAAUUGAUCUGAUAAAUUAUUAUAUUUUAUUUAUUGGCAAAAUGGUAUUUCAAUUAAAUAAGAAAUGAAGCUAUUUAAAAAUAAACUAAUAUUACAUUCUACGUACCCGAAAAACAUGGGAGUCAUUUUAUUAAAUAGCAAGAAUAAUUGAAAUACAUAUUUAUAUUUUUUGUGAUUUUUAUUUAUUAGUUUUUAUAUUACUGCACAUAUCUCGACAACUUGUGAUUUGAUAUAGGUUAUGAAUAAAUAAAUAAAUAAAUCUUAUAAGACA
Plodia interpunctella (Indianmeal moth) is the source of this 6047-nucleotide messenger RNA. RefSeq lists its product as uncharacterized. The record is from RefSeq and is a predicted model, not a curated record. The transcript is spliced from 15 exons. Lineage: Eukaryota; Metazoa; Arthropoda; Insecta; Lepidoptera; Pyralidae. Bases 242 to 2653 code for a protein of 803 amino acids.